Pseudophryne corroboree (corroboree frog) is the source of this 4036-nucleotide messenger RNA. RefSeq names its product transmembrane channel like 5 (gene TMC5). The transcript is spliced from 23 exons. Gene Ontology annotation, cellular component: plasma membrane. The record is from RefSeq and is a predicted model, not a curated record. The coding region runs from base 415 to 3357 and encodes 980 amino acids. Gene Ontology annotation, molecular function: mechanosensitive monoatomic ion channel activity. Lineage: Eukaryota; Metazoa; Chordata; Amphibia; Anura; Myobatrachidae.
AGAGACUGCAGCCAGUCAGUGCUUGGUCUCCCAGGGAACAGCGUGCAGGAGAUUUCCAGGAGGACGUGUUGCUGUAUAUAACAGUGAGAAGAGGAGGGGAGCUGCUGCUGUGUGUUUGUAUGACUGGCAGCUGUGUGUUACAACUCUGUGUACUAUACACCUGCUGCUGGGUCACACAUUGGACUGGUACCAGACUGCUGUUCUGUAGGAUCUGAUCCUUUCGCUCCAUGACAUAUGGAUGUAGUCUGAGGUUCAGUGAUGUGGUGAGGGACAAGAUUUGCUUCUGUUUGUCUACAUAUUGUAUGAUUGGCAGCCACCAGCACUGGUUUUUCCUAUUACACUGACCAAUAGCGUGGAGGACGAAGUUCUGAGAAAGUAGAUUCCUGUGUACAGAGCAGAGGAAGUAGCAUUAUCAUGGCAUUAAAUUACAGGGAUGGCUUUUAUAAUGCUGCGUACCAUGACUCAGAGACUCUGGAGAUUGACAGAGGGCUGCAGAGCAGACCCUCAUCCAGACAGAACUCUUCAUUCCACCAUAAUCCAUAUGUAGAGGAUGUUGGUGAUAAUAGUUAUCGCGGGGAGGAGCGAGACUGGAGGGGAGGCCAGGGACCGCAAUUGGAGACAGAUUACGAUCUGCAGAUACCCAGAUAUCCUCUUUCAAGUGAUGAACCAUACAGCAUAGGACACUAUAAUCCUGCCUUUCAACAGGACCUAAACCAGGGGCCUUCUUAUAUUGAUUCCAGACAGGGUAUUGACAAUGCCACUGAUGUAUCACAAGAAGGAAUACAUAGACGAUCGAGACGGCAGGCUACACUUCCAACACAGCUACUGAUCCCGUCACCCAUUUGCAUGCUUGACCCAUCCCUGGAUGAUGAGCUUGAUUACAGUAAAAGACAAGAACAGGAAAAGCUUGUCACAAAACUGGUUGAAAUGUCAUCUGCUGACAUAGCUAAAGAAGUGCGGAAACUUCCGAUGUGUCUGAAUAACAAACGUGACCUGAGGAACAGUGUCAUGAUACAGAAGCAGAAAUCUUCCAAAGAUGGUUUCCAUAUGGACUGUUGCGCCGGAUGUCUGCGUAGUGUUAAAUUAUCUUUCCGGAGAUUCAAGCAGGGGGCAUCAGAUGCCUUGGAGGCAUUGCAGCUUUGGCAAGGCACAUUGAAAGUCAUAGGAGGGAAGUUUGGAACGAGCAUUCUAUCUUACUUCAUUUUCCUCAAGUGGCUGCUGAUGUUCAACAUCUUUUCCUUUGUGAUCAACUUCAGUUUUAUAACCAUCCCACAGUUUUUUGACAUGGGUCCUAACAAUGUGUCCUUUACUGGUCUAGAACUACUUACAGGAGCGGGCUAUUUUGCAAAUACAGUUUUGUACUAUGGAUUUUACACAAAUGGCACCAUCAGGAAGGAAGCCAAUCUAGCACCAUACAACAUGCAAUUAGCAUAUAUAUUGACUAUUGGAUUGUAUCUGGCAACCUGUUUCCUAAUUCUGCUCUUCAGUAUAGCAAAGUCAUUUCGAAAUAACUUUAUUAACCCAUCUUCAUUUUCGGGAAAUGCUUCAAAGCUGCUGUGUAGCUGGGAUUUCAACAUGAAUAACGAGAAGGCUGUAAAAUUAAGAAAAAGACAUCUCAGUACACAGAUAAAGGAAACACUUUCUGAAAAAUUACUACAGAAGUUAAAGCUUUCCUUUGGUCAGAAAUUGGCUCGGUUUGGUGUUCACCUAGCAGUUUGGGUCGCAUCAGUAAUACUCUCAUUUGGCUGUUGUUCUGGUGUAUACUUCCUCUGUCUUCAUGUCCAAAAUUCUACACAGAAUUCAAAUACAAACGAUCUGACAAAACAAGCAGCAACGUUACAGGUUCCUGUGGUGGUCGCCCUCAUUAAUCUCAUCAUGCCCCUUGUCUUUGCCAUGUUGGGCCUAGUGGAGAAAUUCAAGUAUCCUCAACAUCAGAUCUAUGCAGUGAUCAUAAGAAAUGUACUCCUGAAAAUGUCAAUCAUUGGUAUCUUGUGCGCCUACUGGUUACAAGAUAUUGCAGAGAGUGGCUUUGAGUGCUGGGAAUCAUAUAUUGGACAAGAUAUCUAUCGGCUGGUGGUAAUCGAUUUUCUUUUUGUAUUGAUGGGCUCCUUAUUUGGAGAAUUUCUAAGAAGGAUAAUCGGGAUGCAUUGCUGUAAAAAGUUAGGAAUGCCUGAAUUUGACAUAGCAAGGAAUGUCUUGGAUUUGAUCUAUGCGCAGACAUUGGCAUGGAUUGGAAUUUUUUUCUCUCCCCUGAUUCCAUUAAUCCAGAUGAUCAAACUCUUCAUUAUAUUUUAUGUGAAAAAGGUGAGCCUCACAAUGAAUUGUACCCCACCUCGGAGAGCUUGGAGAGCAUCCCAGAUGACCACGCUUUUUAUAUUUCUCCUCUUCUUCCCAUCUUUUGUGGGUGUCCUUUGUGUCAUUGGAGUCACUAUAUAUAGACGGCAGCCUUCCAACAGUUGUGGCCCUUUUCGGUAUCUGCCCACUCCUUAUGAUUCAAUUGAUGAAUGGAUUGCUUACAUAAAUGUUUUUGACAACACAAAAUGGGUUGUGUGGAUUUACCACAACUUGAUUGAAAGCGUUCUCUUCUUCUACAUUCUUACAUUGAUCAUUUUAAUUAUCUCAUAUCUUUAUUGGCAAAUCUUACAAGGAGAGAAGAUAAUGGUGAAGAGACUACUUGUGCAAAUAGCCAAUGAAGGAAAAGACAAAACCUAUUUGCUGACAGAACUCCGGAAAUCACAGAAGCAGAAUGGAACAAAGCGAAGUGCACCAAACCAAACAUCGCAAAGACAGGUUCAUCCUUCACACGAAACACAAGACUUGCAGUUUCCUAAUGAAGCCGUACCGUAUGGAACUGGUACAUCUGAUGCCCUGGCACUUGCAAUGAGGGCAAGGCAGCAGGCAGACUCAGAAGGAGAAUCCCCAGAGCUGAAUAGGAGAGCAUUCAAUGAAAAUGUUGAGGCUUCAGAUACAAUGGCAAUGCUUAUGAGAGCAAGGCAACAGGCUGAACAUGAGGAGCAGCAAUCUCAGUACAGUGAAGAAUCUAGCGAUUCUAUGGAGAUGGUGAUGAGGGCAAGGCAACAGAGUGAACAUGAGGAACAGCAACCACGUCACACUGCAGACCGCAGAGAUACAAUGGAGAUGUUGAUGAGAGCGAGGCAACAGGCUGAACAUGAGCAGCAGCAACCACCGUACAGUGCAGAACCAAGAGAUACAAUGGAGAUGAGGGCAAAUACUUCAGAGGCAAAUAACAGAGUAAGGCAAAUGGAUGAGUUUGACAGACAACAGCCAAGGGGUCAGAAAACAUCAGAUGCCUUGGCAAUGGCUAUGAAAGCAAGACAGCAAGCACAGAUGGAGUGACAGAUCUCUACUGUUAAUGGUGCAGGACUGAUCUGACAGACAUUGAACUUCUGUAUUGACCAUAUAGGGACUUAUGCUGAGGUGAACACACAUUUAGAGAGGUAGAACGGGGUAGAGAAGGGGCAGGCUGGAGUAGUUUAAGUACAGCAAGGGGGUUCCUUAUGUACGUAGUGGAGGAAAGCAGCCACAUCUAUCCCUCUUAGGAAUCAUAUCUAUGGCAGCUGCUUCCCCCUGGUGGAUGAUCUAUGCAGAUGCUGAUGAUCAGCACAGACCUUCUAUAGCCUAUGGAAAAGGGAAAUCAAUAUAUUUUGCAAAGUAAGCAUUUUACCUAAUUUGCACAAGAUGCAUGCACGCUGUAUAUUAGACAAAUAUUGCGUGAAUACACCAAAUGUUGGCAUAUAUUGCAUUCAUCUCUACAUGAGCCACAACGGGAGAGGGUGAAUGAUACAAAACAACUGUUUUUUGUUUUUUUUUAAAUAUGCCAAAAGAGGUUUAUAUAAGCCAAACUAACUAUCCAGCAAGUCUAAUAAUAAGUAAUUGGCAUGAUGUAUUUGCACAAAAUAAAACUUUAUGUGCCUUAUAGGAACAAUUACACAGGUUAGACAAACUAUUUUAAGAUGUUAAGUGAUGUUGAUGUUCUGAAAAUCUGUUAUCUCUUAUGAUUAACACAUAAUUUAUU